AUGGUUCAUCAAAAUAUUCCUGCUAAGUAUAUGCUUAGUGGCACAAUGGCUAAAAGUGGACCAACUAUAACCAUGACGACCCUCACUGAUCUCGUAGCAUUCGCCGUUAGCUGUCGUUCUAUCUUUCCCGCGAUUCGUUUGUUUUGUACAUACGCAGCGCUGGCGAUUUGGUCUGCAUUUUUUAUGCUGGUGACGUUUUUCGUUGGUUGCAUGUGGUUUGAUAUCAAAAGAAUCAACGCUCAACGUCGAGAUUUCGUGCCUUGUUUGAUGAGUCCUCCUCCCACGGACUGCUGUUCUGGUAUUCGGGCCAAUGGAUUUGACAACGUAAUGCGCGCUUGGGGGAAGGUAAUAACUUCCUCUCCAGGGAAAGUUUUAGUCUGUCUGUGUUCCUUACUACUCCUGUCAGGUGGUAUUUACGGCGCUCUCAAUAUAGACGAAAGUUUCAACAGGCAAUUGUUAACAACUGAAGAUUCACACUACCGAAAAUUCCUGAACGUUUAUGAAGAAAACUUUCAUCUUAAUAUCGAAGUAAAUAUCAUCUUCCCUGGACAAGUGGAUCACUCAAGCCAAGAAAUUCAGAAAAUGUAUUCCACUGUUAAGAGUCUUGCUAAAAGUAAUGGCCACUUUCUUUCAGCAAGGAUAUCUUGGUUGUCAGAAUAUCAAACGUGGGCAAAGGAAAAGAACAUUGACAUAAAUGAUACCAGAAUCUUCUACAAAACUUUGUCAGAUUUUAUUUCCUUGCCAAAAUACAGAAGGUUUGCCCAAGAUUUGAAAUUUUCUGAAAAUAAAACUCAUUUGACAGCUUCAAGGAUUUUGCUGUAUUCCAAGAGCAGCCCUGACUCGAUCUUUCAAAGAGAUAUGAUGGUCAGCAUAAGAGAAGAUCUCUCUCGUUUCACAGAUAUCGAUGCAUUUGCUGUUGCCCUACCUUUUAUCUACUUUGAACAGUAUGCUCAUGUGCUUAACGAAACUAUCAGAAACUUAAUUGUUGCUGGAAUUUCAAUUCUUCUGAUAUCAUCCAUGUUCCUAAAUCAUUUUGUAAUAAUAAUAUGUCUACUGUGUGGAUUUCUUGCUCUUAUACUUGAACUACUCGGACUAAUGUACAUAUGGAAUGUCUCAGUGAACUCACUUUCCAUGAUAAAUCUUGUUAUGGCUUUAGGAUUUUCUGUUGAUUACAACGCACACAUCGCUUAUCAUUUCGUAUCCUCCAAGGCUGGCUCUCCUGAGUUUCGGGUCAUUGACGCACUAGGCAAAAUUGGCGGUAGUGUUUUUCUCGGAGGGUUAAGUACUUUCCUUGGAAUGAUGCCAACAGGAUUUGCUUCCUCUACAAUAUUCCGAACAUUUUUCAAGAUGUUUGUUGGUAUAGUAGUUCUUGGUUUGGUUCAUGGCUUGGCUAUAUUACCUGUGUACUUAACACUUCUCGGAAAGGUAUUUGACUUCCGUGAAAUGAACAUUGACUCAAUUAUAAUAAAAUGGUUCAAGCGUGUAAGAAAACAGAAGUCCUAUGAAACUACAAGCACAAACUCAUCUGAAUAUGUCGCAAAAGCUAAAAAUUCCAUUCCUGUUGCUAUCGUUGGAAUCGGUUGUCGGUUUCCUGGCGGUGCGAACUCAAAAGAUGAAUUUUGGGACAUGUUAGCGAAUGGACGAUGUGGUAUUGGGUCUUAUCCUACAAACAGACCAAAUUCAAAAGAAUUUUUUGAUUCUUUCAGUUCUGGAAAAAACACUCCGGGAAAACACUACGUCCUUGCUGGGGCCUUUCUUGAAAACAUUACUGGAUUUGAUGCUCAAUUUUUCGGAAUAUCCCCAACAGAAUGUCGCUCAAUGGAUCCACAACAACGAAUACUUCUUCAAGUUGUUUACGAGGCAAUUGAAGAUGCUGGAAUGCGUCUUGAAGAUUUACAGCAAUGUCGAACAGGUGUUUAUGUUGGAUUAAUGAACUUAGAAUAUGGUUCACUUGUUUUAGAUUCGUCCAAUAUUCGAAAAAUUGAUCAGUUUUCCUCCACUGGAUGUGCAAUGUCCGUUCUCGCCAACCGCAUUUCAUUCUCGUUGGAUUUAACCGGUCCCAGUCUGACGCUGGAUACAGCGUGUUCAUCAUCCUUAGUGGCUUUUGACGUUGCGUUCGGACACCUACAAACUGGUGAAUGUGACGUAGCCAUUGUGUGCGCAGCAAAUAUUCUUCUAUUGGGUAACAAGUUCCAUACAGCAUGCUGCAGGACUGGAUUGUUAGCCCAAGACGGUCGUUGUAAGAGCUUCGAUAUAAAAGGAGAUGGAUAUGGUCGAGGUGAAGGUGUAGCUGCGGUUGUGAUCAAACCAACCAAAACAGCCUUAGAUGAUCGAGAUGAUAUUUAUGCAGCAGUUGUGGCCUGUGGUGUAAAUAACGAUGGACAAACAGCAAUUCCAAUGACAGCGCCUAGUGAAGUAACCCAAUCCAUUUUGUUUCAAAGAGUCCUUCAAGAAUCUGGGUUUUGUAAGGACGACAUACAAUAUGUUGAAGCACAUGGUACUGGAACAGCCGUAGGUGAUGUUGUUGAAAUGGGAUCAUUGGCAACCGUUUAUGGCAAUAGCAGUAAGAGAAUACUUCGUCUAGGAUCAGUGAAGUCAAACAUAAACCAUACUGAAUCAACUGCAGGUUUGGCUGGGUUAAUCAAGACAUGUCUGAUGAUAAAAUAUGGUCAGUUUGUUCCGACUAUUAACGUGAGUGAAGUGAAGCCGCAGCUUAAAAUGUCUGAAAGAAGAAUGAUGGUACAAGUUUGUAAUCAACCUUGGAAUACCGAAGGUGGAACACCAAGAACAGCUGCGGUCUCUUCAUAUGGCUUUGGUGGUGCUAAUGCUCACAUUAUCGUCAGAGAGGUAACCAAGAACCCUGUAAAUGUUAUCCCGAAUAGAAGUAUAUCUAACAGAGUUAUGACGUUAUCAGCUGCUUCAAAAGAUGCCUUAAGAGCAAUGGCCAGGAAAGUAUCACAGUCGUUUAAAGCAAAACUAGAUGAUGACGAACUUCUUAAGGAUAAUAUUUGCUAUUCCCUGAAUGAGAGAUACACCGUGCAUUCUCAUCGUUUAGCGGUCAGCUUUUCCUCGUUUGAAGAUGCAGCAAAGGCUUUAGAAAAGUUUGCCGAUCAAGAGAAAGGAUGGGAAGAAUUAGUGGCUACUGGUGACGUAACAAAAACGCGCAAUAAAGUUGUGUUCUUGUAUGGUGGUCAAGGAGCUCAGUGGUAUGGAAUGGCAAGAGAGAUGUUAGUACAUGAGCCAAAGUUUAAGGAAAGCAUUGAAAAGAUUGAUGCUCUCCUUAAACGGUACAAAGCGUCAUGGUCCUUAAUUACUGAGCUUAACAAGCCCGAAGAAUCUUCCCGCCUUCACGAAAACCCAAUCGGACAGACAGCCUUAUUUGCCAUACAUUUUGCUUUAACAGAAUUAUUGGAAUCUUGGGGUGUUACACCGUCUGCUGUUGUUGGCCACAGUCUUGGAGAAAUAUCAGCAGCCUGGGCAUCUGGUGUAUUGCGUUUACAUAAAGCGUUGCAAUUGAUUUUAUUUCGAUCUCAACUUCACGAACAAUGCUCACCAACAGGUUGUAUGGCUGCCAUUGGGCUUUCAGAAGAGGAUGCACGAAGUAUGUUGCAAGCUCUUCAGUUAGAAAACGAAGUUGAUGUUGCGGUCGUCAAUAGUCCUGGUAACGUGGUGUUAGCUGGUGGUAAAGCUUCGAUGGAGGCCGUUGAAAACCAUGUGAAAAGCGCGCGAGGGGAUGUGUUCUGGAGGAAACUUACUACAACACGAGCAUAUCACAGUCGAGAGAUGGAAGAAAUAGAGCAGCCUUACUUCAAACUCACAAGUGAAUUCAACGUACGUCAAACAUCAAGUAAUAUACCAUUUUACUCAACAGUUACAGGUACCCAAUUAUCCAGCCAGCAUCUUGACCUCAAGCAUUGGUGGAAAAACAUCCGACAAGCUGUUUUACUAGAGCAUGCCUUGAAAACUAUGUUUUCUGAUGGAUAUCAGUUCUUCAUUGAAAUCAACGCUACUCCUCAGCUUUCAUACCAUGUUCGCCAGACCUGGUCUCACAACCGAGAACCAAAAUCCCUCAGCGCAAAUGAUGCCGUUGUGGUUCAAACUCUGCCAAAACGCUCAGCCAAUCAACAGCAUUUGUCGUUUCUUCAAAAUUGUGUCGCUCAUUUAUUCACAAAUGGUGUCCCACUAUCCUGGAAUAAAGUGCAAGGUUCCGGAUCGAAAUCAUUUUUUCCGCGUCCAACUUACCCAUGGCAAGAAACGGAGUUUUGGUACCGUGAUGAGCAUCCGUCAGAGUUUGUUACAUUCCUCGAUGACCACAAAACCGAACGAAAUAAGAGAAUCGUUACUUCCCAUCCUCUACUUGGAAAAUCUGUUCCAACUGAAACGUUCACUGGUUUGCACGCUUGGGAAUCUGAAAUCAAUUUGCACAAUGUUUCAUAUAUCAACGAUCACAAAUUUGCUGAAUCUCCGGAUCCUGUGAUACCAGGAGCUGUUUACGUAGAGAUGAUAUUGGCAAUGUCUGUGGAUUUGUCUCCAAACACGGCACCUGAUAUACACAACAUUAGCUUCAAGAAUCUGUUGACUACAUCCAACAACGACUCGCAUAGAAUUAGAACGCGUCUUCUGCCCGAAGAGUGUGCUGGUGAAGGAAAUCAAUUUCAGAUUACAAUUGUGAAAGAUCUAGACGACGACAAUGAAGUAGUUGUGUCUGAAGGCUCCAUACAAUUAGGGGUUAAUGAUGGCUAUGGAAGCAAAGGUAAGAAGGAAAAUUUAAAUUAUCGAAUGUAGUUGAUAGACUGUAGUUGGAUACUGUGUCAUUCUUGAUACGGUGUUAUUAUUCUCGCAUUCUCUAGACAUAUAUUAAAAGUUUACUCCACUAAGUGCGGGACACAUUCAGUGGCGGAAAUUCACUUUUUGCGGUGGGCAAAGCCUCCUAAAUUUCCGACAAAACUUUCAAAUUUCCGACAACCUCCCUGUCCCCCUCUUUGAGGUCGAAAUUUCCGAAAAUUCGUCAUUUUUCGUGAAGGGGGGGGGGGUCGCCCCCCGCCCCACCAAGAUUUCCGCCAAUGGGCACGUAUCAGAUAAAUGUUCAAAAGGGAUGCAAGUCAGGCAACAAAACGUUCAUUGUUGGUAAUUGUUAAGAGGAGGAGUUGACUUAAGGGUGAGAUUAGGAACAGACUAAUGACAAGGAUCGAAUUUCUGUCCAGCAAACUAUCCGCUGUGUAGUCAUGAAAUAUAUAGCCGUCAUCAGCGAACCGUCGAAACCAGUCUGUGUAUAAGUAGUGCAUUGAUAUAAAUAGUGCAUUGUGAAAACGUUUACACUUGUUUGCAGCAGUCCGAACAGACUGUUUUAUUCUUAUUUACGUUUUUUAAUUUAGAAUCAUCCCAAAGAAACCCUAACGAUCUUGAAGUUUUUAAAUCCGCAAUGACUAAAUGGUCGAAAGAUGAUAUUGUAAAGGAACGUGAAAACGUAGGUUUCGCAUUUGGUCCUCAGUUUGAUUUAAUAACAGACGCGUGGUCGAAUGGCACUGAAGCGCUUGCUCUCAUAUGUCCAACUGAAGAGAUCAUUAAAGAAGCAUCAGCUUACGUUAUACAUCCUUCAGUAAUUGAUGCGUGUUUCCAGACAAUGAUUCUCCUCAAAAGUCUGGAAGGGAAAUUUGUGCCACAGAAGAUCACACAUGUCACGAUAUUGCAACGACCCACAUGCCUAGAACAGUUUUAUGCCCACACAAAGAUCGUAGAAUCAGAGAAAACACCAACCUACAACAUCACCUUGAUGGAUCGUUACGCCAGACCAGUGAUGAUUAUUGAAAAGUUCAUCACGGCAGAAAUUUCAGCAGAUAAAACCAAAGUGACUUUCGAGGACACAUCAUUCACUUUUGGUUGGGAGCAAUUAACGUCUGAAACUCCGACAGUGAGUCAAGAUAACGUUUGGCUUAUUCUUAGAGAUCAAAGCAAGUUUGCUGAGCGGUUUUCUCAGAAUGUUCCAGCUGGUGAAAGUGUCCAUUUUGUUGACAUACAAGAUACCUCAGAUAAAACACGUGACGUAUUUUCUGAAGUACUAGAUGAAGCAUUGAGCAAAAUAGAGGGCGACGGAAAGUUACUGUUGAUCAAUUUCUGGCCAGUAGAUGGGAGCAAAUUCAAUGCUGAUACGCACAACUUCGAUGCAACUCACGAGCUUGCUUUUGAAAGUUGUCUCUCCAUUUCGCAAGAAAUUAUAAAAAGAGAAGCUUUUACCAAAAUUAUUAAGCUCGUUUUUGUCACUUCAGGAGUAGUUACAAUUCCUCAACCCGAUCGUUAUCCUACCAUUGUCAGUUCAGGUGCUUUCCCGUGGUCUGCUUCUGUGUUUGGAUUCAGGAGAACUUUCUCAGAAGAAAUAACUGCACCAAAUGCGUCUGUGGUUGAUUUGCCAAACAAUCCUAGCGAAGACGAUUUCUAUACUAUGGUAGAGGACGUGAGAAAAGCAACGAUGGAAGAAGAAACUGUCUAUAGAGAUGGAAUACGUUACGUUAAUCGCUUUAGGAAGUUGCAUUUGGACGGAAGGAUAUUUACCAAACAGGAAUCUCCCACAACGAAAGAUGGAGCACGAAAGCCUUUCAAGAUGACAAACAUGUCAGACCAGUGGUUUUUACAGAAAACAUCCAACCAGCGGAUGAAAGAGAAAAUAAAAAUUGAAAUCUACUUCGCCUGUCCAAUUCUUCAGAAACCUUGGCUAGACCUUAAAACGAAUGAUCGCGUUGCCUUUGCAGGAAAAUACUGCAAUGGGUGCAAAGAACAACAAAAUUGCUUCGUGGUUGGCGUUUGUAAAAUUGAUGACCUCGGGAGUUAUGUUGAUGAAGAGAAAUGCUGUUUCACAGAGAUAAAAGAUAACAUCACUGCUCUGCAAGCUGCUUCGCUUGGUUUUCCACUGGCAAUGUCCUACCAUAUUCUUAUCAAUCUUCUUAACAACAUGCAAGGAAAGAAAGUCCUUAUCUAUCACCAAAGCGAAGAAGUGUGCUGCGUCUUCGCAUGCGUUGCCAUAUCUUUAGAUAUAAAAGUCGUGUGCCUUGUCAAAGAUCGAUCCAGUCAAGAUCGAAUUAAGAAAUUUGGAAACAUAGUGGUUUUAACUGAAGACGAAAUAACAAGAACGGAAAUGAAUGAGGUCAGUUCCAUGAAUUUGGAUGCGGUUUGCCUUCUCAGCAAGAACGGUACAUAUAUCACUCGUCAAAUUGUGAAACACCUUAAACCAGGCGCUAGUGUGAUUUCUGUAUAUGGAGAAGAAAAUGUCAAAUUUAACCCGUUUAUUCACGGCAAAGAUGUCCAUUGUAUUAUGACCAAUUUGGAAAAUAUCACUGACAAUUCGAAGGACUUUUCGAAGUUAUUGGGUUCGUGUUGUUCUGCUUUGAAAUCAAGAGGACUUAUGGAAAGACUUCUGAAUAUUCCUCAACUAGUAUCCAGUAUAUAUGAUGUCAUGAACAGUGAAUCCAAGAAGAGAGCUUCUUAUUUGGAAAGAGGGAAGGAAAUUCGCUUGUACGUAGUUUCUUUGAGGCCCAAGGACACUCCUGAUAAAGCGGAUUUCUACAGUUUACCGUUUGACACAAACGGUUUGAAAGAUGACCGCACAUAUCUUGUAAUUGGCGGUGUUCGUGGUUUUGGAUUCGAAAUCGCCAAAUGGAUGGUUGAAAAUGGUGCAAAAACAGUCAUGUGUACAGCUCGUUCAGCACCAAGUGAGGAAAAGAAAGCUGACGUUCAACGCUUGGAACAGGAUACUGGAUCGCAGAUUCUUCUGAGACAGGCAGAUGUUACAUCUUGGAAAAAAAUGAAUGUAAUUAAGGAGGAACUGGACCGUUUGCCUGCUGUAGCUGGAAUUGUUUUCACCGCCAUGGUUUUGGCAGAUCAGUUACUCAAAGACGCCGACUUGAAAACAUGCAAAAAGGUUGUGGAGACAAAAGUAAAAGGUAUGUUUUCUGCCGGUAUAAAAAGAAAUAUUUGACUUCUAAUUCAUGUCAAGUUUCUGCAGUUCCGUGGUCAGGCCACCAGUACUGUUAAUAAUUUUCAGCUCCACUAAACAGCUCCUGUAAUGAUACUGUUCGUUAACCUUUUUAGCAUACUGUUGCAACGUACAAAUUCCUAACACGAUCUCUUGUGAUGAAAUAAGUAUUAUUCGUUAUUCAAUGGCUUAUCUUUUCCCAGAAAAUUAAUCUAAGCAUAAAAUAUACCACCAAUCGUUCCAACUGCUAAAACAAGAAAUUGAAUGUUUUAUUAUAAUUUGACGCUUUGUCUUAGGAAGUGUUAUCCUUCAUCAACUCAGUCUAUCGAUGGAUCUCGAUUUCUUCGUUAUGUUCUCCUCAGUAUCUGGUGUUCUUGGUAAUAUUGGUCAAGUUGCUUACGCAGCUGCUAACUCAUUUAUGGACCAACUAUGUGAAUAUCGUCGACACAAACUUGGCCUGCCAGCGCUGUCUGUGAACUGGGGACCAAUCAGUGGUGCUGGAGUGCUCGAGAGGAAUACAGACAUAACAUCAAUUCUUGAAACAAAUGGAUUCUAUGCUCUACACUACACAACAGGUAAAUACGAGUCUACGAAUAGAUGUAUCAAAACCACACAAUCUACUGUAUUUAUAAUUAUCAUUAUCGUUUUUAUUAUUAUGUAUGAAUUACAACUGAAUCGCAUUAAAAAAAUUUCAGUGUGUAAACGUGCGUGUAUUUUUAUACUUCUCAUAUCUGAAAAAUCACUGUACCUUCAAACAACGACUUGUUACACUAUUCCUUACAUGUGAAAAUAUAACCAAACACUGCGAAGUAAAGAGAAUUGAAACUGAGACAAUCAGAAGAGGCGAUAUAGAGAACAAGCGCGAUACGUGUACUGCAGGCCAGCGGCCUGUGCUGUUUUAUAUGUGACAAAAUUAUAAUAUCUGAAAACACACCUCGUUUUGUUUAAUUUCACCAGUCCUACCUUGAACAAGGCGUAUGGAGGUUUUAUUAUUGAAAAUGUUCAUUGAACACGAUAACGAAGAGAAAGCAAAAUCCAUAAUGUCAAGCGCAUAUAUAUGUCAGAAAUUAUUGUGAUGGUCAGAGAACAAGCCAGUGAGCAAUACGAACCGACGACUUUACAGUUUUUGCCUCCUAUUUCUCUCCGAGAUUAAAAAUAAAAAGUUAUCCAACCUCAUAUUCGUAAUAUAAUACUAAUAUUAGACGGAAAGUUUGGAAAAACAAGAACAGCUGCAAAAGAGUAUAAAAAACAGCAUUAUGUAUAUUGCAAUACGUACGCGUAUAUACAGUGUAAGUCAUACCUUUUUUACAGUAUAGUAAAAAUAUCAUCCGAAUAUUAAUUAUAAAUCGUUGCAAUAACGUCUUGUGGAAAUUUUUCAGAAUGUGAUACAAGUGGAUUGUCGCGUGUAAUAAACAGAAAUAGGGGUAGUGCGGUUGUAUAGUCACUCAUUGAGUCGUUGUUUGUGUUGUGUAUACGUAUUUACUCGCUUGAACUUCGCCCGUUCACAACACAGAAAACUCAAAUGGUCAUAUAAGGGAUCACGCUACUCUUCUCUUCAAAUAAUGUACACGCAGUAUGAAGAAAAUUGAAAAUAAUGCAUUUUCAUUUUAGCAAUUGAAUUUCUAAAACGGGUCUUACUCGAGAAUACCAACGAAGCUCAAGUUUGCCUAUCUCCCAUGAAUUGGCACGUCUACCUCCAGAAUCAUGCUUCUCCAAGACUGCAAAUGAUCCGAGAAGAAACACUGGUAGUCACUGAAGAGAACAAAGUUAUGACACUGGAAGACCUUGCACUACAACCGAUAGAGUUCAGAGUGAAUUACGUUCAAGAAUUUAUUAAACGUUUGCUGUCUUCCUGGUCUGGAGCUGAUGUCGCUGAACUCGACUUAAAUGUUGGACUACACAAAUAUGGAAUUGAUUCAAUUGCCGCAACAAAUAUGAAACUUCAAAUAAAAAAUAACAUUGGUGCCUCGUUUGAAGUAAGUAUUUUUAAUAUCUUUUUUAAAAUCGAGCCUCCAAAGCAGUUUCCUUUACUUUAGGAAAACAGAAACAUAUGUUUAAUAUUAAAGACUAGGUUACACGUGCAAACUCUUCUCGCAAUCCUAGGUAUCAAAAUUGAUUGCGCGUUACUGGUGCAAGAGAUUUACUGCAAUGUGCGCAAUGAAACAUGUAUCUAAGGAUAAACUGAAGGAGAGACACUGUCUGUUCCUAACAUAAAAAUUUAGGUUUGUAACGAAAGUUUGAAUUUUCGAAUAGCUCGGCAAAUCAGUGUGAUGAUUGUCAGUUUAAUAAAGUUAAAAAGCUGCCAACUGUUCUUGAGAAUGACAACUUAAGCAAACUGUCAUCUAGUACGAAUGUUAAUUUUAGAGGGAGGACAAAGAAGGUUAAUGUGAAAAUGUUUUUUCCUGGGCUUGCUUCCUGAAGUUAGGCAAGCCGAGCAACAAUGUUUUUACAAGAAAAAUUACACUUGCAAGAUAAUAAAUUAUUUAAUAUGUUACAUUGAAACAAGAUAUUUAAUUCAGCAGUGAAUGACUCGAAGGACUGUAAAUGUACUACUUCGCAUUUAAUACUUCCUGCAAUGAUUAUAUUACACUGACAUUUUUUAAUAUUUAGACAUACUAUUUCAUUCAACCAAAGACGAGUGGUCUAACCAUUAUCAAUAAUAUCCUGGAACAGAUUGACAAGAUAAGUACGACUUCUGAUGAGGAUGACUCUUCAGGAAAUGGUAACCGAAGGAAAAGUUUCUUGUCUAGAAAGCAAAGGAAAAGCAUUUUGUUAGAUAACAAAAGGAAAAGUUUUGUGUUGGAUAUUAACGAAAGGAAAAGCCUUUUCUUAGAUGACCAGACGAAAAACAUUUCCUUAGAUAACAGAAGGAAGACCUUUUCCUUACCUACAUUUCAUGCUAUUGAAGAAGAAGAAGAAGAGGAGGCAGAAGGAAGCAAUGGACUGGAGCUUCAGACCGUUACAACAAACAAAGAGAAAGUUGUUCCACUCUAUACUCCAGAUGACGCAGUUGUGAAAGUAUUUAUGAUUCAUGGCAGCCAGAAAUCAGCACUGGCAUUGGCAACAUUUGCACUUGGUUUCCAGCAGCAGGUAAUUCAUAUUCAUUCAAACUGAACCUUUUACAUUAACUAAGUUCUUAACAAUUUACGUUCAGAUCCAAGAACCUUUUAUUCAUGCUCCACUAAGAUUAUGCAGGAAGACAGUUAGUUGUUUGAAAACUUUCAUGUACAGUAGGCAAUCUCAUGCCGGUCGUCUAUCUUCCGGCUAGUCUUCCUUAGUCUAAAUUAAUUUGCCUCCAUUGCAGAAACCUGCUCCAGUAGCAGAUAUUUGGCGAAAUGUAAUCAUUGGGGCAGGUGCGAAUUCAUAGAUUGGCAGGAGAAAUCAGUAUUCCUGUCCUGAAGCCUUUUUUUGCUAUAGAAAAACAAUGCGGUACCUUGUAAUUAUUCAAAGAAUGUAUGAGUUUCUUACAUCUACAUUUACAAAUGGGGGUCCUGCAAAGAGGGAUAUCCAUCAUCGGAAGACAAAAAUGGAAUAUUAUCGAAGAAACUGGACAGCAGCUGUUUUUUUAACGUUUUGAGAAAUUUUCAGAGAUAUUAGUUUGCCACUCCCUCGUCUAUCCGUCUAUAACAACAUUUGACUGAACUGAUUAGUUAUCUGUAGUUAAAUGUUCGUAAAUGCAAACUAUCUGUGUGUGGUUCUGUUUACUAUUUUGUAUCGAGGGAGGACAACGAAGGUUAAUGUGAAAAUGUUUUUUCCUGGACUUUCUUCCUGAAGUUAGGCAAGCCCAUUUGACUGAACUGAUUAGUUAUCUGUAGUUAAAUGUUCGUAAAUGCAAAAUAUCUGCAUGUGGUUCUGUUUACUAUUUUGUAUCUUGUUUCAGACAAAUAUUGCAUUAUAUGGCAUUGGAGUGGAUGACACGUCAUUUAAGAAAAGUGAGUACGGCACUGUUCUGAUUCUCGCCAAAAGAUAUAUAGAUCUUAUCCAAAAAAUUCAGUCAAGUGGUCCAUAUUACCUCGGUAAGUCAUAAUUGGUAACAGAUCUAGAUUUUCACUAUAGACUUGCCACAAAAUUAGUUGUUACAACAUGAUUAUAUCAGCUGAGUUACCAACUUGUGAACAAGUUGUCAUUCAAGCGACAAUCUAAGGGGGUGGGUAUCUAAUAGUUGCUCUGAAAGUAACUAACAUGACUGCAAAGAUCGAAUUACCAUUGUUGAUUUCAUCUUUAUAGUCAAUAAAAUGUGUGGUUUAGAGACUCCCUGGAAAUAAAAUAACUCGUGAUCCAUGUUUUGUCGAUAGGUUUAUGCGAAAAUGUUGAUCGCAUCAGCCAUUCGUCCAUGACUUGAACAAUUGAUCAGUUUGAAAUAUAGGGGGGGGGGGGCGGUAGUAAUACCAAUAUGUAUAGGAUAAACACCGAGGAGGGAUUUAUGUCAGAUAAUGACCCGAUGACACGCAGCGUCCGAGGUCUAACGUUUAUCAUAUUUAAUUCUUGAUUGAGGAGGUUUUCCAACAAAGUUUUGUCUGUUUCGUCUGCUUUGAACUACUAUUUUCGUAGUUUCUAAUUAAUAUUCGAAGUGAUUAUUAAAAACUAUCACCUCGGUACAUGAAAGAAAACCGACUUAAUCAAGAAUUAAGCUGAAAUAAGUACCCAAAUGUCAAUGCUCUCAAAGUACUAGUUAGAUGCAUGCUUAUGGUCGCCCCAUACAGAAUCAUACAUUCUCAUUCACAAGAUUAUAAGCGCCAUUUGCAGGCUUAAUAACUUAUAAUAACAUUAUAAAAUUAGUAACUAAAAUUUUCUAUGCGGGCCAGUUGUCUCUACUACCCGUCCUCCCCACUGCGUACGGCCCUUCUAUUGGUGGUCACCUGACAAACAAGGACCACAUUUUUGCAUAAACCUACACACAUAAAAACGUACAAGUGGUACAACUUGUAAUAACUCUGUAGUCUGUACCACUGCUGUUUCAACAACUUGUUCCCAUCAGGAUUUGUUCGCACUGCUUGUUCCCAGAAUGCUCACAAGUUGAUCAACCGGUUGCUGACAACUUACUACAAGGCUGUUGGACUCAACAGACUUGUUGUAGAUUGUUCCAGCAAUAGGCAAUUCCAGCUUUUAAUUUAUGCGCGCAGGGGAUGACGGGAAGUAAGGUAUCAUAUUGUUGAUUAUGCUUAAAAAUUUCAAUAAAAAGUGCCGAAACAACCGAAAUAUUUCAAGAUUUACAAGUAUAAGCUAUCACUCCGUGUUUACGCAGCCGCCAUUUUUAUUUUUUCAGCAUAGUCAACAAUAUGAUACCUUAUUUCCCAACAAUGUAUUCCAGAAGGAUCCUCAGAGAUAUGAAAAAACUGGUUUCAUAUAUUCUGAUACUAUAACGGAUACAAAAUUAUGUGCGAAUUUUUCGUUGCACUCUGCAAUGUCAGAAUAAUAUAAAACUAGUUCUAUUUUAAUAAUGUAGUCUGGUCUUCUUUUUGUAGCGGGCUACUCCUUCGGCGGUAUGGUAGCCUACGAAAUGGCAAGUGAAUUAAAAAGAGAAUAUAAUGAAACAGUCGCGAUGGUGUUCAUGGUGGAUACAUACGCGUGGUUUCCUAAAGCCUUGACAAACUGUACUGAAUACAUUACAACGUGCAUAGAACAGAACUUGAAAUCAUUGGAAAAGAGUGUGGUAAAUAUACAGUUACCUGGCUGCAUUAUGGCUUGUUUCAAUCUUCUUACCACUAUUUUUGCAAAAUACAAAACAAUGGUAACUCCGGUAAACAUUUUCAAAAUUAUUUAUGUCUACGUUUCGAUGCUUUAUGGUCGUUUCGUCCCCAACACGGACGUCACCCGAAAAUUGGUAGGACUAAUAUUGACGGCAUUUUGCAUCAUAGCGCUCGUCUAAGGAAGCAAAAAACUUUAAAAAUCAUAGGUUUUUUCAUAUGUGUUGAAGAUUACCACAAACUGACAAAAACACAGUUUUUAAUCCAGUCCCACUCGACGAACUGACGUCCGUGUUGACAAAAACAUUGCGAUCUUAAGCUCACUAAUGGCAGUCAUUCUGUCAUUGGUCUAGUUUUCUUCAGACUCAGUUCCAAUUAAAAUAAUGUCAAGUGUCACUAUAAUAGUCACUGACAACAGCAAUAUUAAUAUUGUGAAAUAAAAGCCAAAUAUUUAAGUUACAUUUCAAAGUUUCGGAAUUUAAAUAAAAAAAUGUGUAUUAUCCAGGCAUACAAUCCACUGAGAUACAAUCUCAAAAAGUAAGAUAUAUUGUGUUAAAGAAGUAGGUUAUACAGAUAAAACAGUAUCUAGUCUGGGGACGAAACGUGAAGGGGACGAAACGGCAAGGGGACGAAACGACCAGUUACCGUUUCGCUUAGGAAUGCUUAAAUUAUUACAGAACAUAGGCUUUAUAUGUGAAGAAAUAUGAGAAUGCCUAUAUAAGGUAAUUAGUUAAAUAUUAUCAAAAAACUCAUGAGGAAUAAUUGAGGAUUAAUAAUUCAUGAGGAAAAUACAAAAGAAAUCACUGCCGUGUGGGUAGUUUUAUAUGUGAUAAAAAUCAUGUUCAUUUACAUAAAAUUUAGCUUUGAUUUUCUCAGCUUAGACAACGUUUAGUUUUACAAUUACUUGGCCAAAGAAUUAUUUUUUAAACUUUUAUUUUGAUUUGAGUAUAACAUCAUCAGGAAUGCUAAAAUUAUUACAGAACAAAAGUUUUAUGUGGAACAGAAAAAAGGUUGUGUUAUCAAUAUUGUUGUGAUUUUUAUCAUAUUGCGUAUAUAAAGUUAUAAUCUACAACAAUUAAAUUUUCAGAUAUUGAUAUUGUACAGAUUUGUUGAACUUCGUGACGGCCACAAAAUUUCGAAAAUGAAUAAGUAAAUGAUAAAACAAUUAUUGAACUCGGUUAUCGCAAAUUAAAUAUCGUGAUUUAUCAGUGGCUCGUAGAUCAAUUAUUUGCGUCUGCCUUCCGCAUCGGUAAACAAUUGAUCUGCUGGCCACUGACAAAUCACAAUAUUUUGCCCAACCUCGUCCAAUAAUUGUAUAUUAUCUGAGCUUCUUCUUUAUAACUAUAAAAUAAUUGAUAGAGCUGACAAUUUAGCAUGGUCACUACUUCUAUUCAAAAGUGGACAAAACCUAAUCUUAACCAUCGAACAAAACCCCCUAAAAAACUGAGUAGUAUUAAAACACGAGCAGGAGUUGCUUUAUCAGAUAUAAAAUACGAGGGUACAGCUCGAGUGUUUUAUAUCUGAUAAAGCACGAACUACGAAAGUUGUAAAUGGCUUAAAAAACGAACCAUCUGAUAAGUUCAUAAACGGAGUUACAAUUGUUUUGUAUUUUACAUCUUAUAUGAACAGUAAGGAUGAACAGCUAGCUGCCUCGACUAACCUAAUGGUUACUGCUGCUAGCUUGCAUCUAAUUCAGGAUCUGAAUGUUGAAUGUGAAUAAUAUAAUUAAAAUUAUGGUGCUAAAUAAAAAAAUGAUUGAUUGAUUGAUUGAUUGAAUACUUGAAGAACAGCCACAGAUGCGAAAAUGUGCAGGCACCUUUGCCUUAUUUGAUACUUUUUAUUCUGAUAAACCAAUCAGAUAGCCGGGUUUAACUAGCCUCAUGCAUAUUAAACUUUGACAGAUAAUAAUUGUAUUAAUUUUGUAUUUGCAAAUAAAGAUUUCGUCAUAAUUUUUUCAUUUGCAGACAAGGCAACUAGUCGAAAAAAUGGCUUUUGUUGGACUUGGUGUAACACGAAAUGAGGUGGAUAGUUUGUACGAGGAGAAAUUAGGAGACAGUGAAGAAGUGAUAACCGCUUUGGAGCAUCGAGCUGCUCAAGAGAACCAGAUUUUUCCUUUGAAAGAAAAAGUUGACACGGUUUUAUAUGAGCUGAAAUCAGCAGCUAAGGCUUACGUUGCUUGGGAACCUUCUAAGGUAUAGCAUAGUCUCUUCUUUAAGACACCAAUUAAGUUACUUAGAGUUUCGAAAUCAGCUAACUGAGCUUAAUGCACACCAUGAUUAUAAACGUACGAGACCAUUUUUGUGUCACUCUAAAAUUUGACCGAGUUUUAAAAUUGUGAUCAAAUGAACUGGAUUUAAGCCCAUUUCUCAUAUGUUUUCCUAAAUAUUCUUGAACUUGUUCCAGCUAGCAUUUCCUCGAAUUGCUUUGAUUUUUGAAAUUGUAGGGUCAAUUGUCCGGUACCACCCUACCCUCUGUCUUGUACGCGAAUGUCAGCGAUAAAGAUCAGCUAUUGGAGAAAAACGAUAUGAAGGCUCUCGCUAUUAUAACUUCAACAGCAUUUUUAAUUGCACCAGUCGAACUACUACUAUAGGAAAAUGAGCAAGUUCCAGACCAGGAAAGCCUCUGGUGAGGAACAUUCCAAGUUCCUGAUCGAUUUUGAAGACCAUUAAACAUGUGUCCAGGUCUGACAUGUCAUACUUUAAUUUAAAAAGAACAAUAAAACAGUUUAUUCAUAUUUCUCAACAGAUAUGUUAUGAAGAAACAAUAACAUACAUAUGCUGUGAUGAGACCAACUCGUUUGCCCUAUGGAAAACAGGAAUUUGGGAAUCGUUAGUUGAGAGAAUGGAUAUUCUCUAUGUUUCGGGAAAUCAUAUAGAACUGCGUGACGAGACUCGUGGCAAGAUUUGCGGAUCCAUAAUGAUGACAACAGCAGCAAUGAAGUAUCAGUCAGCAUUUUCAACAUUUAAUCUCCAGGCAGUGAGAUCAAGGCCUCAAGAACGGUUGGUGGAGUCUCUCAAGCAAGGCUUGGACAUCUGGAUGCUGUCAAAUCCAAGUAAGGGGAAUAUAUUGCUAUUAUAUAUUGCAAAGAAAUGCCGCUGUGGGCAAUACCACAGCAGUAUCUUGUAACAAACUAUGAUCAACCUAUUCUAACGCGUAGCAAUUAUACAUGUAUGGUGAAAUAUAAAUAAAAAGGGUUUUUUGUUUUCUUAAACAUUUCUCCCAAAAGGAUAAACAUUGACGCUGACUAUAGCAUUUACCGACGCGUUACAGUUAUCAAAACUCAUCAACAGAAGGUAUAAUAAAAAUUGACAUCCCUGGGGCAGGCGCGGAUGAAUUUUGUAUGCAAUCAAUGGGACAUCAUUGAAUAAAUUGUUAUCAGAGCAAGUGUCAAAUCUUCAAUAUUUUCAACGUUUACAAUAUAUACCGGAUUUUGUAUGCAUACUGGAUUUUUACCUCAAAAGGAAUUAUCCGGUUGCUCCUGGUGGAUAAAACAGGCUGUAUCCUUUUUCAGGUAAAAUACUACACUAUAUGAUUUCGUGAACCAAAGCACUCAUUUUGUAUGUAUACCAUAUUUACUCGUUGAAGUGCUGGGACGCUCUUUAAAUUUUCUGGGUUUCAAAUGCGGUGCGAGAUCGUUUGAGGGAUUUCGAAAUUAUUUCAUUCUGCCUUCACAACGGAAUUCGUUUUUCCACAGUUGUGGAGAGAUGAUUGAAUAAGAGAGGACUGGAAUAAACAAUCUUUGAACUUAAAAGCAAUAUGGGAGCUAGGUUCAGUUUCUGAGACUGAUUCAAGAUCCAACAAUUCUCUCCGAAGGUGCUUCGAUUAAGUGCCGCGUUUUUUUAAGUAAGUGCGGCGCUUAUUCGAGGGCGGCACUUAAUCCAGAGCAGUGUUUAUUAGGAGACGGCGCUUAAGCGAGUAAAUACGGUCAGCUUUCAGGAUUUAACAAAUAUGAUGUAAUUAUUGUUUAAAAAAAACAACGCUCGUAAGGAUGCUGGUGAAGGGGUAUUCAGUUUGACAGUUUAACGGCUUUACUGAAAUUGUUCGGCAUUUCAUGGCUAUUUAAGAAAUGUCGAGAUUUUGUUGGCAACUCACUCGAUUCAAUAAUAGUUGAAGGGUCUUGUAGAUGGAAAUAUCGAGAUUAUUAUAGAUUUAUUAGAUUUAGACCUAACGAGGAACAGCUGCGAAAAAUGCAACUAUAGGGCAUGGCAGGAAUCUAACCUGAGGCUCUGCGAUUCCGGUGCAGAAAGCCUACAAUAGCUUUCUCCUGCACGCAGGAUUCAGUAAUAUUUAACAAAUAUAAAACAUUUUCCGUGUUGAUAUACAGUUAUAUCAACACGAGUGGAAUUGGGAAAACGAGAAAUUGUAUGGAAACAAGACGCCCGAAGGGCGGAGUGUUUUCAUACAAUUUCGAGUUUUCCCAACUUCCACGAGUGUUGAUAUAACUAUAUAUCAAUACGGAAAAAUGUUUUAUAUUUUUUUUAUAAUAUGGCAAUGUCAAAAGCCUGAAGGAUAAGAAAAAUUUCCGUGUUUACAAGCGGCGGAAAAUUUCCCGUGUUGACAUUGAGUUAUAUCAACACGGCUCUUAGCCAAUCAGCGUUCAGAAUUUACAAAUGCUAUAUUAUAAUGAAUAUUAAGAGAACGCUAUUCUGGACCAUUAUUGAAACCAUUAAUUGCGCUAUUCAUUCAGUGAAGGCACAGAUUCUUUGAACGAUGCUGCCGUCUUAGGUUGUGGUGUCCAUUGCUCCGUCAUAACAUUAAUAGCAUCGUUCAAAGAUUCUGAAGUAAUUAAGUCUAUUAAAUUCCGACAACACUGUAAUCAGUCAAUUUCUCUAAUCCACAUCUAGGUUCCUCAAAACUGGUGAAAGGUACUCUAUGGUUAGAUUCCGAAGAAACAGUAUUUAGUUUUGAAUAUGAAUCGCUUGUACGUCGAAAUACACACAAGAUUUUUGUCAAAGGUAAAGGAGUACGAAUAAAUUUCAGUAACCAUUGGGCAGCUAGUAAGCUUAUCUAGGGGGCUUAUUUUAUUGUAUGUCCUCCGGGUUAAUCUGGAUUAAUCAACUCAGUUGACCUCAUUUAUUUACUUUGCUUACAAAUUCAAAAAAUAACCAUAGGCGUACGAAUGCUUUCCGGGGAGGCAGUUGAAAGUUUGCCCGAGGAAUUUUUCGGAAGAUUGAAAUGAAAUAACCCGAAUUUGACAUAAUUACUGAUAAAUCUGCCCAACAUUUCCCAGCAUUUGCCCAAAUCCCCAUGGGUUUCCAAAGUAUUUGGGCGGGGGCAGGUACCUGGGGUAGAACGGUUGGCACAAGUAUCGUGUGCGCAAGACCCAUAGAUGGUAUUAGGAGAGCAUGCCUCCAGAAAGGUUUCAUGAAAUUUGGGGUCGCACAGAAUUCUGAUGGUCAUAAAAUGAUGUAUAUUAGAUUUGGAAAUCAGUUUUAAAUUUCCUGAUUUAGUCUUCGAGGUUUGUCUGUUGCUUUCACUCAACAUAUUUUGCCCGAUAAAUUAUCGAGUACUUAAUUAAAAAAAUAACGUCCACAAAACUGCGGUUUCUAAACAUUGACAGGCUAUCACCCCCUCCUCCCCAAUUUAAUUAAACAACCACCCUUCAAGUAGAUACACCGUGCAUAAAUGAUAAAACAUUUAGUUUAUUAAAUUGAGUAAUGUACGUUUCUAAUUUAUAUUAAUAUCAAUUUUACCUUUAAGAAUUGAGCAACAUUCUUCCUGGCAGACACGUUGAUGCAGUUCGCAAGCACCAUGCCAGCAAGUCUUACAUUGAUUUUCUUACAUGUAUGUUGAACACCAAAGGCAAGCUAUACACAUUCCGAUCUGAAGAUUGGGAACAGUUGAAGCAGUUCAUCGAUGCUUUGGAAGCUCUUUUUGGGAUACCGUUUAUGCAGUGACAUGUUUGCAUGCGACCCCCUAAGUUUAAUUACAUUGACUUUUAUAAGUUUUGGAAACAUUAAGGAAGAAUUUGAUUGUUUGGAAUUUAUUUUCAUGAAUAUUCUGAUAGUGUCAUAUUUAAUCUAUAUUUAGUUGCGUUUUUGUAAAACCAGUUAAUAAAAACAAUGAAUCUUUGACAAGAACAAACAUUGAACCAUUAUGAAAAUUAUAACGUUAUUACUUCAUAUUCGUAAUUUUAAAAUAAGCGCGUUGUUUGUGUAGAUGAGGAAUCGGGUUUCAGAUUGUGAAGAGAUUGUAAGCUUGAUUGUAAGAGUGUUGUAUUGGAUUGAAAUAAAG
Molecule: messenger RNA, 19887 nt
Organism: Paramuricea clavata
Lineage: Eukaryota; Metazoa; Cnidaria; Anthozoa; Malacalcyonacea; Plexauridae
Source: the annotation of a GenBank genome assembly